This is a messenger RNA of Beta vulgaris subsp. vulgaris (sugar beet), 2216 nucleotides long. RefSeq lists its product as uncharacterized. Gene Ontology annotation, biological process: rRNA processing. The record is from RefSeq and is a predicted model, not a curated record. Gene Ontology annotation, cellular component: preribosome, large subunit precursor; preribosome, small subunit precursor; nucleus. The transcript has a single exon. NCBI's taxonomy places the organism in Eukaryota, Viridiplantae, Streptophyta, Magnoliopsida, Caryophyllales, Amaranthaceae. The coding region runs from base 147 to 1826 and encodes 559 amino acids.
UUCAACUCAAGGCCAAAAGAAUGAAUACCUUCCAAUAUUUCACGUUGAUACAUUUUUUAGGGUUUCAACUCUAAAACAAACACUCACUCAAACUCAAACACAAACCCUCCAUUUUCUCCAUUUUCUCUCUCCUAAAACCUUCAUCCAUGGAUUCCGAAGAACCAUCACAAGAAUCCCUAGGUACGUCACUAAUCAAAGGUUUAGCUUCCUGCAACUCUUCAUCUCGAUCUAAAUCCCUAAAAACCCUUCUCAAUUGGCUUUCUUCUCAAACCCUAAUUUCCGACGACGAUUUCAAAAAGCUAUGGAAAGCCCUCUUUUACUGCAUGUGGCACUGCGACAAGAUUGAAAAUCAAACUAAUCUCAUCAAUCGUCUUUCCUCUCUCCUCCCUAAUCUCCCAUUUCCACUUUCUCUCUCCUAUUUUUCGCACUUUCUUCUCACCAUGCGAAGAGAAUGGCCUGGGAUUGAUCACUUAAGGUUAGAUAAAUUCUAUCUUUUGAUUCGUUAUUUUGUUAGGAAUUUGUUUGUUUUGUUGAAGAAUAUGAAUUGGGAUUUAUCUGUUUUGAGGGAAUUUGUUGCGGUUUUGGAGAAAAGGGCUUUUUUCUUUGUUGAUGAUGAUGGAAAAGGGGAUAAUGGGUUGGGUAAUGGUGUUACUUAUCAUAUUGUAUCGGUUUUUUUCGAUGAGAUUAAGGUGUUUUUGCCGUUGAAUUUGGAGGUGUUGAAUUUGUUGUUUAGGCCCUUUUUGGGGGUUUUGAGUGUGAGUGAUAAUAAGGUUUUUGUGGGGAAAGUUAAGAGUCAUGUGUUUGAUUGUUUGAUUAAGAAUGGGAAGGGUUUGUUGAGUGCUAAGAAGUUAGGCGAAUGCGGCGAGGUUGAUGGUAAGGAUGAGAGGGUGUUGUUUGGAACUAUUGCAUUAGUAAUGGGAUUCGGAACGAGGCUUUAUGAGUUAGGUUCGUCUCCUGAUUGUGUUCAGGGGAAUAGGAAGGUUUUAUUUGGUUUGAAUGAUGAGUUUUUGAAAUUGGAGAAGGAGAUGGCUUCUUUGGGAAUCGAUGUUUCGCUCCCUGAGGUUGAUGAUGAGGUGCCGGAGUUGGUUCCUAUUAAUGGCGAAGUUCGCGGGAAUGAGAAUUCGAGGAAAAUGAAUGGGGUUGUGGAAGUUGAACCUUCUAAGAAGAAAAGUAAGGAAUCUAAAAAAGCUUCCAAAGAGAAGAAGAAAAAGAAGAAUGGGGUUACUAGCUCUGGUGGAGCAAGUGGGAAUGGUUCUAAUAACGAUAUUGAAAUGGUUAGCAUAAGUGACAGUUUGAAUACGAAAGUUGAAGAUGAAGUGGAUGCACUAGAACUGAAUGAGGUAUCGAUUUCAAAUCUUCAAAAGCAGUUUGAGAAGAUUGCUGCUGAGUCCGGACUAGAUGGUGAUGGUGUGAGUGCACUUGAGUCUCCAACAACAGUUCAAGUCAAUGGCAAGGCAGGUAAGAAGCGUAAGAGAUCAAAGGCCGUGGCUAAUGGUGACCAAGAUGAUGUUGAAAAAGAAGAAGUUGUGCCUAAUGCAGAUGAUAAGAGUUCAAAGAAAGUUAGAUUUGCCAUGAAGAAUAAUAUUGUCUGGAAACCUCAUAGUCCUUUACCUCCACAAAGCGUGAGGAUACCUCCAUCUUCGACACCUAGAGGUAGUGCCCUUAAGAAGGGUGUGUCUCCUGGACCCAUUAGGGAUACAACUCUAGAUGUUAAGAGGGCUAAGAAGAAGAAACAGAGUCCUCUUAAGAAAGCUCGAAAGGUGAAGAGCAUAUCUCCUUCGGUCAAACGCACCAAAAAGAAGAAGGUUAAGCAAAUGUCGGCCUAGUUUCUGCUUCAUCUUGCUGGAUCAUGGUUGCAGCAGUUGAAGCUCUCUUGUGUUUGUUGGUGUGGAAUUCAUGAGGUGACUGUCUUAACUUGUGGAUUUUUGUCUUGUUAUCAACAAGAUAGUAGAAUGUUCAGUAAGCAGUGAGUGAUGCUUAUAUAGUUGAAUUUUCUAUGGUUAACAUGAUAUCUAUGAUUGCUUGUUGGUCAUAUCAAAGAUAGAAAAUUGAAUUCAUUCUUUACCCAUGAUUUUAAGAAACUUUUUAUGUCACGAACUAAUCAGCUUUGAUCGGAUUCAUACCAAGUUUCAGGUGAAUUUAGCAUAAUUUUAUUUCAUUUCAUGUGACUUAUGAGAAUGUUCGACUUUGUAUUCUGAAAAUCCUUCUUAGAUUCA